Ipomoea nil (Japanese morning glory) is the source of this 402-nucleotide messenger RNA. RefSeq lists its product as uncharacterized. Bases 40 to 402 code for a protein of 120 amino acids. The record is from RefSeq and is a predicted model, not a curated record. Lineage: Eukaryota; Viridiplantae; Streptophyta; Magnoliopsida; Solanales; Convolvulaceae. The transcript has 4 exons.
CCCCCAUUUAAAUGGAUCCAGAGGUGGAAUCCUUUUGGAAUGUUGGUUAAAGGCAUGCAGAUGUUAUCCCGGCCACUGCUGGUGCUAUCUAUUGCCACAGCAUUGUCUGAUAAUCCAGAGUGCAGCGAUUCCACCACAGAAAGUAGUGAAGUUAAUCAAGGGCAUAUUGAUCCUCAUGAUGUUUCAGAAUUUGUGCAUGAGUUAUCCUCUACACAGUCUACCACCACUUUGAGGGUUGAGGAUGAUCCUCAGCAAAGUGUGCUUCCUGGGAAUUGGCUACCUCGGCUUUAUAAAGAGCUGGAAAAUCGGGGAAUUACUUUGACAGAUAGAAUUAAUGAAGAAGAACUCCAUAGAUUUUAUACUGCCGCAGAUGGGGAUUUUCUACGAUUCUUUCAUCAGUAA